GUUGUGAAAUUUGUCUCACUGAAAUUCUUUAAAUUUGUACAGGAUUAUUCAUCGGAGUUAUUGACAUUUAAGUUUUAUAAAAUUAUAUAUUAACAAGAAUUUGGAGGAAAUUUAAUUUAGUUUAUCCUUUAUUUGCAUUUCAGACAGCCCUUAAAGGAGAUUAGCUUCACAAAUAUUUCAAUGGCUCAUGGAAAGAAAGAUGGUUUCAGCUAUAUAGAUGGUAUUCCUAUUAAAGUUAUUGAAAAAUACCGCCCGCCAAGAAAAGUCAUGUUGCCCAUUGCUUGUCAUAUUCCCGAUCUGACACCAUUGCUGAAAGAAGAGUAUGACUUUUCUUUGGAAAACAAAGUUUUGAAAUGGACAGAAAAUUACAGACAAGAAAUAAAAGAAGUGGAAGAUGCAAAAAGGAAAAAUAUGGCUUCCGAAACAGAAUUUACGAAACCGGAUAUUUUGAGUGAAUUAAAAUUGCCAGAUAGUGAAGAAAGGGUAAUGCAAAGUGACAGCUGUGAAAAACAGACAGACAGUGAUAUACCUGUGAAUGCAAAUUUUGUUCCAAAAUGGCAAAUACAUUCAAUACUAGAACCUCAACAAGUUCCCUGUCAGUCAGUAAGUAAUGGGUUAGAAAAUGUUAGAUUAAAAAAUAUUAAUAUUUCUGACUUUGAAAGUGAAUCUACCAGUCCGUUUGAUUAUGUAGAACUCCAAACUAUCAAUGAUUUAGAAGAGUUGAAUAGUGUCUUCCAAGACAUGAAUGUUGUGAAACACAGUACAAAUAAUGCUCUCGAACAAAAUAACCCUUCGAAUGUUUCAUUAGAUGUAGGUAUUUGCCACACGAAUUGGGAAUUUCAAAACAGAUUUCAGUUCGGAAAUGAUAGAACUGUUAUGAAACGCACGCUUUCGCAACCCAUCUUUGAAUCGGCCGUGCGCCAUCAAAAUCACUCUGCAAAUCAGUUUGUUGCCACAUCAGUGACAAGUAACCCAUGCUUGAAACAAAAUACUCUAGAAAAUUCUUGUAAGAUGUAUUCGGCCUCAUUGGGAAAUCCACCAACUGAGGGUAGUGCCCUAUUUAAUAAUACAUAUAACUUUAGUGAUAAAGAUUCUAACUGUUCCCCUUAUUCUUCGUUAAGUGCUUCUGUAAUCAGAAACUCUAGAAGUAUUUCAGAUUUAAGAAAAAUUACAGAUUUAAAUGCAGAAGAGGAUCACACGUCCUGGAGACCAAACACACCUCCACUUAAAUCUUCUAAAUCUGUUUCUGUAGAUAAGGAGCAUUUUUCGCUUCCUGAUCUCUUCGAUGAAUUAACAACUGAAGGUAAAAAUUUAGUCAGUUCGAUUCAGGAAAUGGGAUUUCCUAGAGGUCAAGUAGCACGUGCCGUCAAACAUAUGGGAAUGGACAGUAAAAAGGUGAUAGAACACCUUUGUCAAAUUCAGCAGCUCGUGGAAAUGGGUCACAACGACAGUGAUGCCGAGAUAGCUCUUCAUUUUAACGAGUAUAGUAUAGAAGAGGCAAAGAAAUUUCUAGAUCUGAUGAAUCAACUGAUAGGAUUGGGAUUUAAAAAGAAUGCAGUAAUAAAGGCUCUGGUACAGCACGGUAGCGAUCAAGAUAAGGUCCUAGAUGCACUACUGUCAUGAUCCGUAAACAGAUGAUAAUAUAAUAUGAUUUUGUACAUAAUGUUAAUAAUGAAUGUCCUUUGGCAAAAUUUAAAAAUUUAUCGACAUUCCAAAAUUUUUUUAUGAGAGUGAUCUUCGAUAUUGUUCGGUUCGUUUGUUUCCUUUAUCGAAACGACGUCCACAUCAGUUGUUUUUGGUCUGAAAUAUUAACAUGCAAGUUUUUGCCUUAGUAGUGUAAAUAGUCAAGAAGCACUCAAUUUAAAUGUGAAUUUUUACAGAUAUGAAAACAAACAAAUGAUGUGCUCAAAGAAGACAGUCAAAAGGGAAAAAAAAUGCUUCUUGUUCCGCCCAUGUUCUUGCGAACACAUCGUGUGAUCAGUUUAAAUCUUUAAAAUUUUUCUCCUAAAGUUAUAAAAAUUUAUUAAGCCAUUUGCAUGUUACAUCACCACUGUCAGGU
Messenger RNA from Centruroides sculpturatus (bark scorpion), 2059 nucleotides. RefSeq lists its product as uncharacterized. The coding region runs from base 181 to 1623 and encodes 480 amino acids. The transcript is spliced from 6 exons. Gene Ontology annotation, cellular component: ESCRT I complex. NCBI's taxonomy places the organism in Eukaryota, Metazoa, Arthropoda, Arachnida, Scorpiones, Buthidae. Gene Ontology annotation, biological process: ubiquitin-dependent protein catabolic process via the multivesicular body sorting pathway. Gene Ontology annotation, molecular function: ubiquitin binding. The record is from RefSeq and is a predicted model, not a curated record.